Messenger RNA from Solea senegalensis (Senegalese sole), 4373 nucleotides. RefSeq names its product failed axon connections homolog, metaxin like GST domain containing b (gene faxcb). NCBI's taxonomy places the organism in Eukaryota, Metazoa, Chordata, Actinopteri, Pleuronectiformes, Soleidae. Gene Ontology annotation, cellular component: cytoplasm. The record is from RefSeq and is a predicted model, not a curated record. The transcript is spliced from 7 exons. The coding region runs from base 671 to 1912 and encodes 413 amino acids.
AAAAUACCUAUUUAUUGUCCAACACUCUUUUAGGUUCUUUCCCUAUUUAAGGUAAGGCAGUUUUUUGUAUCGUACGAAAUGUAAACAACCGUUAAAUUCAAAGCAUUUUCACACAAGCUGUGUUUCUCAGUAUGGUAGUGUUUUGUUUUCUGUGUUGUGACUGAUGUGUUUUAUGUCAUGACUGACAGACGGAAAACAGGAGAGCCAGUAAAGAGAGAUGACCGUGAACCUUUCAGAAAGCUCUGCAGGCUCCCUUGAGGAGUAGGUUUUACUGUGAUGAUGCUGGCUGGGGGCUCGUCAGGGCGGGGUGUCUUCCUCUGGAGCAAACAAUAGAGCAGCCUCAUCAAGCAUCCAUGCAUCACAAAUUCAACACAGGAAGUUGUCUUUAAAAAUAAAAGCCGCGGCCCUAUCUCACUCAACCAGAAGUCGUAGUUUGAACUCCACGAUCGGAAGUGAUGUGUUGACGUUGCUUUCUUCAACGCGUAAAAAGGAAAAAGGAGGUGGUUGCUGAGCAUCAUUUGGAGACAGCGGCUGCAGAAAUGUCAGCUCCUCCCGGGUUUCUGGAGGAACAUUAGCUACACACACCGCCACCAUGCCGUAGAUGAAGCCUCACAGCGGGGACUGCAGCAGCGGGGAGGACGCCGGGCGGCUCUAACCGAGGGAGGGAGGGAUGUACUGGACUGCUGGCUUCGCCUCUUCCCGGCCGUGUGUGGUUGAACUCGGGCGGAACCACAGCCUGCCCAUCGGUCUGUGCGCCUCCGAGCAGCAGCAGUCUUUGUAUGGCUACAUCAUCGCCUACCCUCUGCAGGAGUACGGAGGCAUCAUGUCGGUUCUGGGCUCGGACUCCUGGUGGAAGAAGACUCUGUACAUCACCGGGGGGGCGCUGCUGGCCGCCGCCGCCUACUUACUGCACGAGCUGCUCGCCAUCAGGAAGGAGCAAGAGCUGGACUCUAAAGACGCCAUCAUCCUCCACCAGUUCUCCAGGCCAAAGAAUGGCGUGCCCAGCCUCUCACCCUUCUGCCUCAAAAUAGAGACGUAUCUGCGGAUGGUGGAUCUGCCCUACCAGAACUACUUUGACGGGAAGUUGUCACCACAGGGUAAAAUGCCCUGGAUUGAGUACAACCACCAGCAGGCUUCAGGGUCAGAGUUCAUUGUCGACUUCCUCGAGGAGAAGCUGGGCGUGAACCUCAACAAGAACCUCACCCCGCAAGAGAGAGCCGUCUCCCGAGCUGUCACCAAAAUGGUCGAGGAACAUCUCUACUGGACAAUAGCAUACUGUCAGUGGGUGGACAACUUGGAGGAAACCCAGAAGCUUCUCGCGAUGACCGGUCCACUGAGCGACACGCUGAAGUGGCUGCUGAGCCACCUGAACGGCAGCAUGGUGCGCAGGGAGAUGUACGGCCACGGCAUUGGACGCUUCUCCAAAGAGGAGGUCUACACCCUGAUGGAGAAGGACAUGAGGACACUGGCCACCCUGCUGGGUGAUAAGAAAUACUUUAUGGGCUCUAAGAUGUCAACGUUAGAUGCUACAGUGUUUGGACACCUGGCGCAGGCUAUGUGGACUCUGCCUGGAACUCGACCUGAACAACUCAUCAAAGGAGAGCUGAUCAACCUGGCCAUGUUCUGCGAGCGGAUGCGGAGGAAGUUCUGGCCCGAGUGGUUUGUGGAGGUGGAGGAUGUUUAUUAUGAUGGAGGCAGUGAGAGCAGCGGUGGUGCCGGCGGGUCCCCUAUAGGCCUGCUGGAUUUGGGUCUCUUCUCCAGGACUGACACUCUGGACGACAGUGACGCCAGUAGCCACUCGACCUCGCCCUCCCCUGGGUCCAACCACUCGCUGUUUGACUCAGAUGUGGGCACGGGCUCUGACAAUGACAUUCAGCUGAAGGAGGACUUAAUGCCAGACCUGGAGGUUUGACCUGAGAAGGUGCUGUGAUUAAUCCUGACAGACAGACACCGACAGGAGACAGGGACAAUCGGUUUUGUGUCAUAAACCUGGUUGAAGAGCCUGUCCAGAUUCAAACUAGGUAUUUAUAUGCAGAGCAUACAAACUUAAGCUCAUGAUGCACACGCUAGUGUACCGUUUGUCCCCUCCUGUACCGUCAGAACUGUCCCUGCGGCAGUUUCUCUUUGCCUUAUUUGUCUCAUCCGAAGAUGCAUAAUCUGGUGUGAAAGGUUAACGCUGUGCAAAACGUCUCAUGGAGAUAGAACAGUUGACACGAAAUGAUGCAACUAAUCAACCACUCUGCCAUGUGUCUUAACACACAAACCCUAACAGACAGGUGGAGAUCAAUCAUGUGACAAAAAGGAUAGCAGCUGUUGUGUUUACACGAUUGACCAUCUACGUGCUGGCGAGGGAUUACAGUUGACGCCGUGUUUUUACUUUGUGCCCUUAAGAUAUCCUUACGUCAGCCCCUAAAUGUGACCGUAUUUGGGAAGAAUGUGAGUCAUGAGGAAAGAUUAGCAGAUUUUGUGCCUGUUUUCUGGUUCUGGUUAUCAGUCUUGUUUCUUUCCACCUCUUAAUUAUUUGUUUGCACAUUGACGAGUCUGGUUUUGAGAGCUGUAGUGUUUUUUUUUUACCACUAGAUGGAGGCAGAAGUCUUCCAGAUAUCAUCCACCCUGUACCAUCAAGGUGGUCCCAUACCAAGGACCUGCGGUAGAUUUAAGUGGGCAAAACACUUCUCCUUCACUCCUAAACUUUAAUAUUCUUCAUUCAUAGGUAUACAAUCCGUGUGUGUGCGUGUGCGUGUGUGUGUGUGUGUGUGUGUUGAGCACAGCAAAAAAUAAUUCGCCUUAGUGCUCAGACUCAAAAGUGACUCAGCAAGCAAUUUUACUUUCAUGAUCAAAUGUGUCACAUAUAUUUUUAUUUUGUUAAUAUUUGUGUUCUUAUUUCUCUCAAAGAGAUGUUAUUUUUGCACUAGUGGAAAUUUAUUUUCACCUUAUUUCAACAGGAACAGUCUGCUUUGGAGGGGUGUUGAACAGAAUAGGCCAAAAGAUUUGGGGAAACAUACAUGUGUUUAUCAGUAGAGCAGGAUGCUGAUAGUGAUCGUGUCCUAAGGGGAACACGCUGCGUGUGUGUGUGAGACGAAACUGAGAUGGUCAUAAAAACCAAAUCAAAACCAGGUAAGCGUCGCUGAAUGGAAAAAAAAAAAGAAAAGAAAGGAAGAAUCGACCAAAAUGUGUGAGUUGUGUCUGUCAUGCUAAGCUUUGUGUAAUAAUGGUGAUGCAGUAUGAAUGCUGUGGUUUUGUGGUUAUCUCAGACUUAUGGUAAAGGAUCAGUUCACCUAAAUUAUAGUGGUGAAUAUUGACAUUUGAAAUACUCUCAUUUAAUGUUACUCUGUAGAAUUUGCAGGACUCACUGUUGGUGGUUUUUGCAAGUAAAUGCCACGAGAACAGCUCCUAGAAAAUGACUCUCACAAAGAAAUCAAGCUUGAACAAACAACAAACAACAAAUAACUUGUAAAUCAGUAUCUUAUCUGAUACCGUUUGGCUUCUAUUGCUGUGGCUCUGAUGUCUCUCUUGAGUGUGGCACUAAUGCAGGACUUGGUUUAGUUACAUGUGUGUAAAGGACCUCCAUUUUCCAAAGGUACCUACUCUAAACUAUGUUCUUUUCUCUUUUUAGCUGGUGUAAAUUUGUUUAUUUACCUUGACAGUUUUGACUGCACUUCCUGCAAUCUUCCUCAGAAGUGCCACGUGACCUCUGGUGUUGUAUCCAAGUUGGAGUGAUGGUUCAACCUCCUGGCCAAAACAAGGGGGAAGACCUUCUCGCCAAAAAAAAACUAGCCAAAAAAAAAGAACGUAGUUUUAGAGUAUAACAUUUUGUGAGCUAGAAUGAACCUUUGUGGACUAAAGAGCAUUCCCAUCAAGUCAUAACUUUUCUUUCUGUGGUAUUAAAUCCAGAACACUUCUGCACAUGACUUCCCUGAAGGUUUGAUGAUAGAGAUACAGAGAUGAAAAUGUAAUGCAAAAAACCUGGAUACACGGUAAACCUGAGAAGAUGUUUUGUAAUUAUGUGUGAACUGACCCUUUAGAAUUGAGAGCCUAAGUAGUGCCAGAAGGCCUGCGUUUGACCCAGUGAGUGAGAUUCCAGAUAAAACCAACUUCCACAACGUCGUCCUGCUGUCUGGGUUCAGAUCAUGUUCAACAGUCGCCUCGCCCAGUCUGGGCAUCAUUAACAGUCGGACUGCUUUAUUCAAGCCAUAUUAAAUCCGGAAUUCUUGUCAUAUAGCGUUACCUCUGGGGUAAUAUAAAUAUUGUAUGUGUGACAAAGUGUACAAUACUGUGUGUAGAGCUGACUGAUAAACCCUGUGGGUGUGCGGUCAUAGAAACUGGAGCGGCACGAUGAUUUCAAUAAAAAGAAAUAGCUGUGACAAAUUUUA